GACUCCGUCUCCGAGUCCGAUCUGCACGUGCAGGUGGCACUGCUGGCAGUCAAUAUUCGUGCAUCAUCGUGAUCAUGUGCAAGCGUUAGCGCUUAGCCCUGGUUACCAUUGAGCGGCUCACUGUGAGACGCAUGCAGGCGCGACGGAGACUAUCCGGAUUGUUCAUCGAAGGUUAUCUCAUAUAUAAUAUAGUCUGUUUACCGCAAUGUCCUCAACAACACCGACUCUCGACUCGGACGUAGCCGUCAUGAUGGAACAACCAUCCUGGAAGAAAACUAAACUCUCCCUGGAAAGACCCUACAAGGAUGACAAAGGAGAGCGCAUACCUGUCCUUCUAGACAUAACUCCAGAUGGAGUGCAAGUAUUUGAGCCUCCACAAGAUCCCAUCAAACUCUUGGGUGAAAACCUGAGACGCAUAUUCAUCGAGCGCGGCGUAGAUUUUUUUGAGCGCCAAGAUGCCCUGAGGGCUACAGGAGACUUGUCCAUUCCUCAGGCCCUCGAUACCAAAGACGACAAGCUCGAACCAGAUCAGCAGGAGGAAGGCGUCUCGAAAGCCCACAUGAACCCAGAGGAAUUAUUCAAAAUGCGCAUGGAAAUCAUGCCCCAGCUAUUUACCGCACUGGGAGAGAUGACGCAUGCCAGAGAGCUCCUUUCGUUGCUACUGGCUUCUUCUGCACCAACUGAUCCGUCUCCUGUCCUGUCCUUACCUUCUUCUACAUUAACUGCAAGUAUUGUCACGAAGCCUUCGCCUAUACCUUCAGUGGACGCGUUCAAUGCUCAGCUGACUAUUGGUGGAAAGGACGAGGCUCUGAGAAAAGCUUCAAGUAUAUUCAAAGCCGCCGCAAACAACCUGGAGAGAAGCCGCCUUCGAGGUCAAAGGUACUGGGUCGAUGCACUCAAGAUCCGGCGUGCCAAUUGGGGAUUGGUGCCUGCACCCCUCCCAUUUGGUGCACCUACAGGCAAGGGUGCUGAUAAAACGUCAAAAGACUUCUUUGUCUCUUUCGGACUCGAGGAAUCCCCAGCUCACUUCAGACGAAGAGCGGUAGGACACAUGGCAACAUAUGAAACUUCAUCGCAUGUUCUUGUGUUUCCUCACCGUCAGCGAGUCCGCCUCCAAGUUUCUCUUGUUCUCACCGAUUCCAGCGGCCUCUUUCGCACUGCUUCCAACAGUAUAACAAGCUUAUCAGAUGCGUCAUUGGAAGAUUCGCUUAAAAUUGCGCAAAGGGAAAUGGUCGAGGAAGAGCUUUUCUCUGUCUUGAUUAAAGAGGCUAGCACUCUACCGACGGCGUCAGCACGAGUGGCCGAGCGGCUCAUCGUCAUUGACGCUGCCCAAGGAAUGGAACUUAAGUUUGAACUCGUUGAUGGUGAUGCCGUCAAUGCUCAAGAAUCCAAUAAGAGUGAUGAACGUUUGCCCGCUACUUGUAAUCUCAUAUACUUCGCGCUGCAGGGGCUCCUCCUGUCCCUGCAUGCUUCGCAGAAAUCUCAACGCCUAUCAUCAGCCAACACACAACAUCCACCCUCAGUAUUUCCGAAUAAGGCACCUCUGUUGCAGCCCAUCAUCGACCUCCUUCAAUAUCAGGUAUUCUGUGACAGAAUCAAAGUAGAGCUAGAUAAAAUGGUCUCUGCCUUGCUUAAGGCCGGUAUUCCAUCCUCGUUACGAUUCGACGCUGUAGGGGAGAGUGGGCACCAAUUAGUGGAGCAUUUUGCCGCCAAUGAAACAGCAAGAAGGAUUGGGGGCGAGGCUCUUCUCCGUAUCGACGUCAGGCAAACUCUUCGCUUGACAUUCCUUUCACCAUCAUCUCUUACAGCCCAUUUGCCACAAGCAACCCUCCCGAUUGCGUCCAUCCCUCAGCUGGUGCAGCUUCUUUCGGAUGAAGUCGAGAGGUGCCUUCUCAACCGGUUGUGUGAAGUGGGCUCACAGGUUUGUGAACGCGUCGGUGCAACGUGGUUUGUCGAUUUCGUCAGUGGUAAAGCGGUCGGAAGAUGGGAAGGAAAUAUAUUGAACUUCCGCGUCAUAUUCGACAAGGAUUUUGCCAUCCACUCGUCGGCAUACCGUCUGAACAGAGCAAGCCACCAGUUAUCAUUACUAGAAACAUACACUCCAGAGACCUCAAUUUCUCUUGUAGCAUGGCUGCAAGAGCUACUUGAGAAGACUAUAUUAGAAUCUUAAAAUGUUUUGGCCAAUAAUCGUGUUGCAUGAUAUCAUAAGCAUAUGACCUACUUGACUGGGUGGAUGAAAAUGUGGAUGCAGAAAGUAAGUGAGAAGCCGAAAUUUUUUACUCG
Suillus subalutaceus is the source of this 2283-nucleotide messenger RNA. Its product is annotated as subunit 17 of mediator complex-domain-containing protein. Gene Ontology annotation, cellular component: core mediator complex; mediator complex. The coding region runs from base 206 to 2170 and encodes 654 amino acids. The transcript is spliced from 7 exons. Lineage: Eukaryota; Fungi; Basidiomycota; Agaricomycetes; Boletales; Suillaceae. Gene Ontology annotation, biological process: regulation of transcription by RNA polymerase II. Gene Ontology annotation, molecular function: transcription coregulator activity. The record is from RefSeq and is a predicted model, not a curated record.